CUGGUAGACGGAGGCUUUAAUGUCCGAUAUUUUUUAGAAAACACCUAUGUGGUUGAAUGAUGUGCCUGUGAGUGUGGAAAUCGGCCAAGUAGUUGUUCUGGUUGAUGUUUAUUUUACAGCUUUUGACGUUUUUAUCCUUAUCUAGAUUACAUGUAUAAUGAAAUAUGAAAAAUGGCAGCUUCAGAAACAUUAUGUUGUUGUGAAUAUGAAAAUAUGCAUGGAGAUCGAAGUCAUCUCUUGGCCUUCUGCUGUGAUUGUGAGGCCUUUGACCAAACGUGUGACAGACUUUUGACCUGUCGUUCCGUACCAACAGAAACAUUACAGAGAUUAUGGGCAACCAUACAUGAUAGAUGUCGUAUUCCAUGGUUUUCUGGUAAAGGAGCUAUACAGAUCAAGCUGGAUGUUAUUGUUCCUAUUAUAAUGGUACCAGCAUGUCUGUCAUUUGGAACCCUGGGGUAUUUUGCUACUGUAGCGGUUUUGAUGUUUAUGCCUAUUUUUAUGUUAACUUUUUAUACAAUAUGGCGGCGCCAAGGACAUAAAAGGACACCAUUUUUCUUUAUUUGGGGACUAACGUCUGUGGUAUUUUCAUUCCUGAUAUUUAGUGGUUUUGUGAUCAGCUUUCGUGAAAUUUUAUUGUGGGAAAUUCUGUUGCUUUUUUCUGCCUUGUUUUUGAUGUUUUACGCUGUUUUACAUGCACGAAGACAACCUGGCUAUUUUUCGGUUGUUAGUAAAUCACAAAAUAAAGAACUGCGAUAUCGGCCUUCUUUGACCAAUGGUCAUGUCAAAUCUGGAAAUCAUUUUGAUGAUGAAAAAGAGUUUCUGGAAUUACAAAUGAACAGAAAUGAAGAUGCAACUUUACCUGCAGAGAAAGUGACGUGGAUUGAUUCAAGACCUAUCAAAGAUGGAAAGUUGAUGAUAAAUUGCAAAUAUUGUAAUUUUCAACGUCCUCCCCGAGCUGGUCAUUGCAAUAUCUGUGGAUUGUGUAUAGCUGUUAGAGAUCAUCACUGUGUCUGGAUUGACAACUGUAUAGGAUCAAAUAAUCACAAAUCCUUUCUGGCAGCCAUGUUUUUAUUUAUAUUUUGUGGUUGCUAUGGUUCUCACCUUACCUUAACAACUAUUUGCACUCCAGAAAUGUACUUUGAUUGGAUUCUUGUGCCUAGUGAUUGCAGAUGGCUUUAUGAGGAUUUUAGGAUAUCUAUGUGUUUUGUUACUUCCUGUUACAGCCUUGUAUCCUGUGCUAUAAUGACAUUCGGCUUCAUUCAUCAAAUAAUACUUAUCAGUCAGAAUUUGACGUCUCAAGAACUACAUACAGCCUCAAUGCGAGGUCUCACACACUGUGUUUUCUUUGCAAGAAACAAUGUCCAUAAUCAAGGUUUCCUUAUAAACUGGAUUGAAUUUCUGUUUUAUCGAAAACGUCGAACAUCAUCCCAAAUUCCUUUAUAAAAUAUCAAAUCAAAGCAUCAAUUCAUUAUGAAAUCAAACGUUUAACGAGUUAUAACCGCAGGACCAUCUCUGUUUAUAAAAUAUGUGAGUCUAGGAAUAUUUCCACACUAAUCUUAGAUAAUGGAUGGAUAUAACGCAUUAAAAAUAGAGUGGUUUAUUUUACAUCCAUUACAAACCCAACAAAAUACAGGUCUAAUUUAACUCAUUUUGCCAUGAAAUUGACCAUUUCAAAAGACAUUUUCACUCAAAUUACACUGUAUAAUCUUCUUUCAGAAAUUCAGGGAAGGCGAGACCACGGUAUCUUCCUGAUUAUUGUAUGUCUUUGGACCAAUGGGAAAACCAAUACUACUUAUUGUAGUAAAUGUAGCAAUCGGGAAUUGAGCUGAUAUUGUUUAUAAUAUAAUUGCGUCAGGAAUAUAAUUAGCAUUAGUUAAUUUCUAUGAUCACAAUUUAAAUGAGACAAAAUUAUUCAUUUCUAAAAUAUCAAUAUAAUGAAUUUUUAUAUGACCUCAUUGAAAUGUGGUCAUAUAUUGCAGUCACCCUCGUCCGUCGGUUCGGCGUCCACAAUUGCUUGUGGAUGCCCUAUAGGCUAAAGUUAAUAUCCGAUUGACUUUAAAUUUAUACAUAGUGUUUAAGGUCACGAGACGUAGAAGGCUAUACAUUUUCAAGGAUUUCUGAUAAUUACUGCCAGAGUUAUGGCCCUUAAUUACUUCAAAAAAUCUUGCGAAUGCUCUACAGGCCAAAGAUGCCUAUACAUUUUCAAAGGUUUCUGAUAAUUACUGCCAGAGUUAUGACCCUUGAUUACUUCGAAAAAUCUUGUGGGUGCUCUACAGGCCAAAGUUAUAAUUCAAUUGAUUUUAAAUUUAUACACAGAGUGUUUAAGGUCUUGAGAUGAACAAGUAUAUUGAUUUUCUAGGAUUUUUGAUAUCUGAACAGCUAAAUCUAUGACAUUAAAUUUAAAUGUGUGUAAUGAUUCUCUGAUAAUUACUUAAUGAGUUGUUACUCUUAAUCAGAUUUUAGUAUAUUAUAAAUGUUCCACUACCAACAAAAGUAAAAAUAUUCGACAACCCUUGCUGACUGCCCAGAUGACUUAGCUGCUGUGGGUUUUUGUUUCGUUGCCUGGCAACCUCUCUAUUUGUGUGGAAAAGUCAAAUAACACGUUUUAAAAGACUAAAUAACAUGUUAUCAAUGUUUAUUUCCAUAUAUUUGCCCCCCAAAAAAACCCCAAACAACAGUAUACAAAAUUAACUUAUUAUUUGAUGAAACUUGUAAAUUUGAGCUUUUUGUUGGUUGCAUUAUAGUCCGGUUGUAGCUGGUCAAUUUAAUUGGGGUUUUUCUGGUUCAGAUAUGUGCCACACAUCACCACUGAAUUUUCUCAAGCCCCACCUCUGUAGACAAAUAUCUUGUGUCCUCCACUGCCUUCGUUUACUCCCAUACCAAGUUCCCAGGGAUAUAGAAAACAGUAGUUUAGAGGACAUGGAGGCCUCGUAGUAAGCUCCCAGGGAUAUAAAACAGUGGUUUAGAGGACAUGAAAUCCAUGUACUAAACUUUUAGGGAUAUAAAACAAUAGUUUAUAGGACAUGGAGACCUUGUACUAAGCUCCUACGGAUACAGAACAGUAGUUUAGAGGACAUGAAGGCCUUGUACCAGGGGUACAGAACAGUAGUUUAGAGGACGUGAAGGCUUAUAGUUAUACACACACAUCACCUAUAAUACUGAGUGACAUUAUUAAGUAGCAGUACGCUAGAAUUGAAACUGAUUAGUUUAACAGUUGAUGUUUAUAUCAACGAAUAUAAAUAUUUCAUAGUCAAUGGUUAUAUUUCUAGACUCACAAAGAUAUUGUUGCUUUUAUUAUAUUUUAAUUACUUAUGUUAAUAAUUAAUAUUUUAUAUACAUACCUCUAUCUAUCUAUAUUAUUGUAUACCCGGUAUUUACUUUCUUGAAUACAAAUUAUCGUGAAAGAAUAACAAGAAAUAAUUGUAAACUGCAUAGUUUAGACUUACAAGGUAUUGUAAGAUGUUCGAAGAGGUCGGUCGACACAAUAUCAUGUUGGAAAUGUCCCAGAAAUUAGGCAAGUUGACCUAGACUUGUUUUCUUGGAAAUAGAUAAAAAGUCAGUUACUAAUCUCUGUUUUUCACUUUUAAUUUGAAUCAGCAUAUAUUCGCAUAAAAAUGUUUCUGCAGCCUUUUCUUCUAUUAAACUAGAGCCAAUCUAUUUUAAUGAUAUUUAUUUAUCUUAGUUUUUAUGUGAACUGGGGUGUUUGAAAGAUUUUGUAAGCUUUCUCACAUUGAAUUCAUCAUAAUAUUAGGUUAUUUUGUAAGAUUAUUAAAACAUUGCUUGACAAUGAUACAUGCAUGAUGUUAUUGAACAUGCUUAUAAUGACAAGAGAAGCCUAGUCGAAACAUCGCUCAGUAAUAAGCAGUAAUUGUAUUCUAUAGAAUUGUGAACUGUAUACUCCAGUUCAAUUACUAAAUGGCAUGGUAACAAUUUAUAUAAUAAGCUAAGAAGUGGUAAGUCCAUAAAGUUGUGUAUUUUUAUCAUGUUAUACUCCCACAUAAACAGUCAUGUAAGGAUGUAUUAAUUAUAUUAAUUAAAAAUGGUUUAAUUAUAUUAUUUACAGUCAAAUAGUAGACAUGGUUUAUUUAUAUUAUUUACCAUAAAAUAGUAGACAUGGUUUAUUUAUGCCAUUUGUAGUCUAAUAAGGAACAUUAUUUAUAGAAUCUGUAGUCUAGUAAUGAACAUGUUUUAUUUAUGAUACCAAUGACAUUGUUUAUGCCAUUGUGUAGUCUAAUAUUGAACAUUGUUUAUUGACCAUUUAUUUUAUGUAUUCUAUUUGUAGUCGAAUAAUAAACAUGCUUUGUUUAUAUCAUUCAUAGAAUAUUUAAAUUAUGUGAGUUGCUCCCACAAAACCAGACUUUUGGUCAUUUUUAUAAAAAUAGAGCUGGCAGCAUAUUUGAAUAGUCAACAGCCUAAGCUUUCCAAAAAUGCAAUUCUUUUUUAAUUUGUGGUAUCAUCUGGAGUUCGGCUCAUUCACAACAACAAGACGGCAUAGAGUUUAUGCUUCCGUGCACGUAGUACAAAAUGAAGUUGUGCGACAAAACACCUGGUUUCGUGGGAGCUGGUCACAUAUGGUGUCAUCCUCUGCAUCGUUUGGAUAUUUUUUUUCUGCAGUGGUUUGCAUUCCUUCUGGUGAACAGAUUUGAAAGAAACAUAAGCAUAAUUUUUGUCUUGCUUUUUUAAUAAUUUAAAUAUUACGAAACCGUCUUUAAAUUGUGCUUUUGUUUUAAAAUAUGAAGAAUAAUUAAACUUGAUUCUAUACUUUAAACGCACAUUAGGUAUGAUUAGAUAAAGAACUGAUAACAGAAUAUGCUGAAAAUUUCAGUCAAAUUGCUUUAUUCUGAAGCGAGAUAUUAGCAAUUCAAUUUUAGGUCUAGCCUAGAUCGUCAUUACUAACAUUGGUAUGAUAAUAAACAAAGUCUUGAUUAUCCAUUUUUACUGUAAAUUAUCCAUCACAAAGUGUAUUCAAAUCCAGUAAUUAUCACAGGCUAAAGAUGGCAUCGAGAGUUGAUUAUGGUCUAGAUAAGUUAAUUAAUGUCCAAUUAAUAAUUUAGAUAAGAUUUAAGGCCUAAUGUAUGUUUAAUUAAUUAAAAGAACACAGGCAAAAUAAUUGUUUAAGUUACAAUGAAGUUUGGAUUCCAUGAAAUACCAGCAGAAAAAGAUAGCAAAAAGUGGUCAAUUUGAUAUCAUCAUAUAUUCCAUAGGUAGUAUUCCCUAAACCAAAAAACUUGACAAGAUAUUAUGAAAUUAAGAAUUGUUUAAUUCAUGACACACAUUGGGCGACGGCGCUUUAUCAUCAAUUUUGUGUUAUUUUUAGCCUUUGUAUCCUUACAGAGAUCCAAUAUUACCUGCCAUUAUACCAGGGAUUCGUCUGCCUAUUUAUUGUACUCUAAGUAAGGAGUUAUUUCAUGGUAAUUUUUAUAACCCCCCUCCCCCAACAUACUGCUUUAACAUAGUAAAAUUGUUUAUAAUAAAUCUAUUUUACUGUAUUUUAAGAAAUUGAGUAUGCCAUAUUUAUAAUUUAUACUAGUUGGUAAAUUGUGUAUAUUUGUGAUAUUACAUUAGAAUAAUGUGUACAUGUAAUUGCUGAUUUAUUUAAUAAUAAUAAUAAUAAUAAUGUAUGUGAAUAUUUAACGUAACAUUUAACGUAACUGUUAUGUCUGUUUCAUUUGUAUGUACAGAAUAACGUUAAGCUUUGUUACGCAGAUUCAAGUUAUUGUCAUGCUCUGGUUUGUCAAGUUAUUUGUCAGGUUCUCGGUUGACUGAUUAUAGCUGUGUUAAAGCCUGGUUCACUGAUUAUGGCUAUGUUGGACUCUGGUUCACGUGUUAUUCCGUUUAUUAAUGAUAGGACAAGCGUACAAUUUUUGUUUUAAAAAGACUCAGUAUAAGUCAGCCUGUUUACUACUUCUACUUUCGUAUUUGGCCAACUGUGCUGACAACCAAAGAAAUAAAAUUGUUAAGUGGUAUAUCUUCACUCUGGAUUAAUCUAUGGACAUAAAAUAUCGUAACAAGAUAGAUCCCGUAACAAGAUAGAUCGUCAAUCCAGAAAACAGAUCAACAUAAUAUAAAAUCAAAAUCAAACAAAAUCAAACAAAGUGUACAGGGGCCUGUUUCACGAAAUUUUAACUAAGAUACAAUCCAAAUUUUAGUAAUUUGAUUGGAUAAUAUUAGAAUGAUUUUAGUAUCUGCUAAAAUUGGAUUUUUAUCUUUCAUUAAGAUUUGGAGAAACAGGGCCCAGGUCUACUGUUUAUUCCAAUAUGUGGUGUAUCUAUUUCUGUAAUAUAUAUAUAUCUAUAUAUGAAAAGCUGGUGUAUAUUUUAUGGCACUGUUAAUAUUAUUAAAAGUUCUAUAAUUGUUAUAAAUAUAUUUUUUGUUAUCUACUGUAUUCUCUAUAUCCUAUUUUCAUUUUACAUGUACAUAAAAUAAUUUCAAGGAAUACUCAGUUCUUGUAUGGAAGUUAAUAUUUCACAAGAAUAGGUAUUAUGUUGCAAACAUUCAAACAUUUGAACUGAAAAUUCACCAUUUUUCAAUCAAUCUGAUCAUAAUACAGAUCUAUAUUUUGUUUCGUUUUUUUAUAUUUUCGAUGUCCUACACUACAUAAAGAUCUGACAAGUUAUAGCGAUAGGUCAUGUCAGGGGUCAAAAGACCGACUUAUGACCCUAUGAUGUCAGACAUUUGUUUAACCAAUCAGCAUUGAUGUUACUAGUGGAUUACCCACAGUUCCGUGCAAAACACGCCUAAAGCUUGCCGUGACAGACCGUUUCAUUGGCUUAUCCCCGACACCAUUCAGAACACGAGUUAAAUAACAACUCUUCCAGAUCCAAGUGUAGUAAAGACAAGUAAAACGAAAUUUUGAACUAUAAAAACGAAAUAGGAUCUGUGUUUUAACCAGAUUGAUUUUUGCCAGCCAUUUAAUUUUUUCAUUAAUUUGGUAUACAACAUAUUGGUCAAUCAUUUAAUUUGUUCAUAAAUAUUUUUAUAAAACAUAAUGGUCAUAACAUGACAUCCUGUAAAGAUACAUUAUGUAAGAUUUAGAUAAAGAACUAGCCAUUCUUGCUAUAAUAGUUCGAAAAUAGAUAAUGCAAAAUUAAUUUAUUGAAAAUUUGUUGUUUUGAUAAGAUAUGUGCAUUGAUUGUUUAUUAUCGUAACCACAGUACUGGUUUUUCAAAAUAUAGCCCUCGCUUUUCCAUUUUAAAAUUUAAUCAAUAAAAUCUGCUUAACAUUGGAUCCAUCAGAUGAACUAGAGAGUUGAUAAUGGUCUUGUCAUGUUAAUAAAUGUCUAAAUAAUAAUAUAACAUGGGGGGAUUAAUCAAGCAAGGGGAUUAUCGAAUACAAUGGUGUUAAAAGUAUAGUCUGUUUUUUUUAAACUACUGGGUUUAAAGUAAUAAACAACUUUAUUCACAAUAAAUUUCAUAAAAGUAACAACAAAAAUAUAUGUAUCAAACAUAAAUCAUAAUCCUACUAAAUGUGAUAUGGCGUCAGUAUAUUCAAUUGCACUUUUUACUCCAUUUAACAGUUUGAUUUUUAGAUCAUUAAUAGAUUCUUCUACUCUUUUAUAAUUUUGUCUUUUAGGGGGCAAUCGUCCCCCGUUAUCCAAUUGAACUAUUGUAUUUUCAGUAAAAGUCUGCUGGUGCUAUUGGGUUUCGUAUUUUUUACUCUGUACUUAUACCCCAAAUUAACUAAAUUUUGACCUUGAGAAUUAGGAAUAAACCCUAUGCGAACUUGAGCCAUUUUAAAAGAUAUAAUGUAAUUGGGGGUGACAACUAUCCUUAUAUAAUGAUAGUGAGUUUCUAAUCAUAUAUUUGAUUGAUUUAUGAGUACUGUCUGAAUGAAAGGUAGGUGAAUAAUAUUUAAGAUACUCGAUAACCGAUGACACAUGAAUUUAACUUAUAUAUUUUAAUCAUUAAAAUAAUUAAAUUUUAACUAGGUGAACAGUACUAAUAAGGAUACAGUCUAUUAUCCUUUGUUUACUUAAAUUUUCACACCACUACCCUAUAACACCAGUUGAUUGGGGGCACAGUGGGAUUAAACCGCAGAUUUAGCUCUUGACUAAUGUAUUUUUAAGCAAAUUUUUUUUAUUCUACUAAAUGUUGUUUUAGAGAUAUAUUCCCUCAAAGCUAAUGAGGUCAUCAAGAAAUCUAAUAUUUCUUAUGCCCUAGAAAAAUAUAAUUAGAGAUUGAAAGUGAUUUUUAAGUUCACAAUACAUAGUAUAAUAAAAAAUAUACUUAAAUGUCAAGCUCAAGUUUGGUAGACAAUUUUCAUACAGUUUGAAACUGAAUAUGGUUUCAUAAUUGUUUUUAAUAAUAAUUAUACAGUUUAAAUAUAAUUUAUGUAUUUGGCGUAAAAAUAUAUCUUUUACGAGAAAUCCUUAAAUUAAUUGUCUGGUUUUGCUAAUCAUUUCAUAUUUUAUAUUAAGUGGUUUGAACCAUGAAACCUGUGUUAUGUAUAUUGGUACUUAUUAACAUGUUAAAGGUUAACGGAAAAGCUUCAAUUUUUUUUUAAAUAAUGCAAGUAAUUAUGUCCACAUAUCCUUUCCAUAAGUAUAACACGAACCCGUCGUUCUCCGUAAGUAAUCGUAACUUUACGUCAAUAAACAAUCUGUGACGCCAUUUUAGUCCUUCUGCUCAUAUUCUAGGCUAUAUUUCUAUGAGCAGUCACGGAUUGUUUAUUGACAGAAAGUUACGACUACUCAAGGAGAACGGUGGAAAUUACUAACGUUGACAUAAGUAUAACACGAACCUGAACAUCAAUAUUACCCGCAACAGGUAAAUUUCAACGUUAGUAAUUACCGCCGUUUUCCGUCAGUAGUCGUAACUUUACGUCAAUAAACAAUCUGUGACGCCAUUUUAGUCCUUCUGCUCAUAUUCUUGUCUAUAUUUCUAUGAGCAGUCACGGAUCGUUUAUUGACAGAAAGUUACGACUACUCAAGGAGAACAGAGAAAAUUACGAAGAUUGACAUUUACCUGUUGACAUAAUUACAUGCAUUAUUUAAAAUAAUCCUCCCACUGCUAAAGACCCUGACGCGCAAGUGAAUUAUUGAAAUAAAAUUAAACCAUAUGUUAGUCCCAAAAUGACCUAGUUUGUCUCGAGUGGACGUUGAACCCCAUUUCUCUUUCUCUCUAUUUAAAAUGAAAAUUGAAGCUUUUCCGGUGACCUUUAACUGUAUAGUUAGCUGACCAUGAGUAGCCCUCUUUGUUUUCCAAAAUAUGAUCAAUUCUAUUAUUUACCUUGGGUGAGGUACAGGUAAACAUUAAAUCUAAGUCUGAUUAAUGUAGAUACAGAUGGUGUACCUGGUUAAAAACACUACACCUGUAUGUUGGGUAAAAAAAACACACAUUUUCAUCAAAGAAACCAAAGAAUAUUUAUGCCUGAAAAAGAAUCACAUACAUGUUUGUCAAAAUCCAGAAAUGUUUAUAGAAUUAAAAUAUUGUCCUCUGCGAAUAUUAAUCAGGAGCAGAGUUUAAAUAUUUUUUCACAAUUAGAAUUACCAGCCUAAAGACACUAUUCUAAUUGACCAAUUCUGAUAUACUGUUCAAACCCUAUAUAGUAAUCAAGACAUUAAAGGGACAAUAACACUCUUGCUGGCUUGACAGCUCCAAUAAAUAAAUAUUAGCCUUAUUCUAAGUAUUAGAUGUUUAAGUGUCCUACCUGUUGUGUAAAUUAACCAUUACAUCCUUUUUUACUUGUCCAGAGGGUUCGAAAAUAUUUUAACAUCCAAGUCACAUUUGAAAAGGUUUACUUUAGGCUUUUCAAAUCAUUUAGUUGAAUUUUUCCAAUUUUUUAAAUUAGGUGUGUUAAGAUAAAAUUUGUAUCAUCAAUUAAUUGGAAAAUUGUAAAAUAGUACAAUUUGUUGACCAGAAUAAAGAUUGGGACAUAUUAUUCAGUUACAACAAGAGUGGUAUUGAGCCGUUAAAUAAACAGUUCUAUAUAAAACAAUUAUUAUAUUUUAAUUGGAGCUACGUUUCUACAUGAAAACAAGAGAAUGCCUCGGAUUAAAAUAUAAAACCUAAUGUGAAUUACUUGUAUGUGUGUAACCUAGUGAAGUUUGGUUGAUAAUCACAGUUGUGUGUAUCCUCUCCCUUUCAGUUACCUGUCUUUAUUGAAAUUUGAACUAAUUGAUAUUGUGUUUUGCUUAUUAGGGAAGGAUUCUAUAAUAGAUAAGGGAGAAAUAUAUCCUGUGAGUUAAUGAAUUAUAUAGACAGGGCACUAUCACUUAGCAUUUUUUAAUAUACAUGUAGCAUAAUUGAUUUAAACAGCCAUUGAUUUAAGUUAGGUGGAAAAUUUGAGACUAUUAAACAAAUCCAUGAGGGAGGUUUAGACAGGAGUAAACGACCCUUGUUUUUUUGGCCCAAAUUUAUAGACUCAAACUGAUUUAAAUUGUUAUUUAUCCCCCCCCCCCCAACCGCCCCCAUCUGUCCAGACACACCUACCACCUUAUCUUCUACACACAUGGGUUUCCAUGGCUCCUCAGUAGAUGUAAGUGCUUCUUAUUGUCAAAUUCUCCUUCUUAUGGACCAAGGUUUAACUGAAUUGAUUUCUUUUUAAAAACUGAAACAAAAUGUUGUCGUUUAUGUAAAUUAUACGGGAUAUAUAUUAUAACUUGGUAUAAAGGUAUAUAAACCUUAUUUGUUGAUUUUAUUAAAGAUAAUUUUCUACUCUUCCUGUAUAUAAACAAGUUUAUAUCAUCCCCUGAUUCUACUAAUUUACUAUAAUAACAGGUGUAAAAUUAUAAUAUACUAUAUAAGACAAGAAAAUAAACAUGUAUUCUAUUUU
Molecule: messenger RNA, 10773 nt
Organism: Patella vulgata (common limpet)
Lineage: Eukaryota; Metazoa; Mollusca; Gastropoda; Patellidae
Product: palmitoyltransferase ZDHHC23
Exons: 6
Coding region: 172-1443 (423 amino acids)
Biological process (GO): protein targeting to membrane; peptidyl-L-cysteine S-palmitoylation
Cellular component (GO): Golgi apparatus; endoplasmic reticulum
Molecular function (GO): protein-cysteine S-palmitoyltransferase activity
Source: RefSeq, a predicted model, not a curated record